This is a messenger RNA of Acanthoscelides obtectus, 578 nucleotides long. The record is from the annotation of a GenBank genome assembly. Lineage: Eukaryota; Metazoa; Arthropoda; Insecta; Coleoptera; Chrysomelidae.
AUGGGUUUGCCCCAGGAACAGAAGGUGGUCCCGUUAAGAGAGUCUGAGGUCGAAGAAAAAUCAAAAGAGUCAGAUCCUGAUGUUGAAGCUACAAAUCCUGAUACUGAACAAGACUUGCAACAAGGCAGUCAAGCUUUAAGUUGUCCGAAAAGAAUGAAAACCAAAAAGAAUAAUUCACCUGAAGAUGACAAAUUUUUAGAAGCCCUUAACAAAUCCAUCAAAAGUAGAGAACAAUAUGAGGUUGAGAAUCAAGAUGACGACAGGUUAUUCAUGCUGUCUUUAGUUAGCACCUUAAAAAACGUGCCUCCUCAAAAAAAAUGGCAACUAAAAUGAAAAUAAUGUCAAUUCUUGAUGAAGCAACCCGCCCUGUGCUCAAUAUUGAUGAUAGUACAUUAUACCGUCAAAACUACUGGUCACAAACAGAAUCGUCGUCGUCACAAAGUUAUCACCCUGGAUAUUCUACUGUUCCUAGAGAAACCCAACCCAUGAUAAACAGCACUGAGUAUUUACCUAGUGAACCGUUUAGUGCACCACCGUCAAAUAUGACAAAUGUUUCAGAAGAUUCCUCCAUUUUAGAU